GAUUUGCUCAAGGACCACGCAUUGUAUUUGGCGGUAGACUUCAAGUUUAACCCCUAACAUUUGGGGAUUCUGAGACGAUCUACGCAGCAGAGGUCAACGUCAACAUCUUCCAACCGUCUAAAAAACCGGAAACGCUGCCAAGUCUAGGCAAGGAGCGGGCGCGGAGUUAUAUGGGAAAUGUAGUCUUGUACCGAACCGGCUCGCCGCGCAGCACCCCGGGAACGGGUUUUCUGUGCUCCAUCUGCGGAUGUACAGCCUUAGUCCCGCCCCUCGGCUUCCGCUGUCUGGGCGGCUGUGUGGAGAGGGUCGGGCAGCUCUCCAUUGCUGGGGUAGUGCCGAGGGGUCGUACCUCAGAUGCUGUGCUGCUCUUACACGUGUCAGCUCCUACACGUGACAUUUUUGACUUAUCCUGACCUCACAGAAUCCCACAAUGAUGGGUCACGAAGGGCUUCCAUGGUCAUCUACUUCUGACUCUUGAAAGCUUUAAAGAAAUUGGACCUGAGCAGUUCAGUGACUUGUCAAGGCACACCCAGUGUGUGACAGAACCAGGAGGAAAACACAGUGCAGUGCACUCCGUCACAGGUGGUGCUGCCUCUGCCUGGUCCUCCCCAGGCCUCCCAGCUGAACCAUCACAGUUCUCUACACUGCCAGGAGCAGCAGAAUGGACACAUCUCAGAUAUAUUUGGUGAAACUUGUGGAAUUUCCUGAGCCAUAGGAGCAACGGGAACAUCGUUUGUUACAGUAUUUGGUCUCUUGUUCUCAGUUCCUGAAAUCUCCUCAGAGCCGCAAAAGUCUUGUUUAUGUUAAUGAAGGUGGCUUUUGGGCCCCACCCAAGGAGGGGCGCUGGUUGCCAGGAGAAGCAGCUGUGUGAUCAGAGGAUUGGAACUUUCAGUCCCAACCCUGAUUUCUAGAGAGAGGAGGGGGCUUGAAGUUGAAUCUAUUGCCAAUGAGCAGUGACUCAGUGGAUCAUGACUAUGUAAUGAAGCCUCCAUAAAAACCCAAGAGGACAGCUCUUUGGCCCUUGUGUUUGGAGAGAGCUACGUGCCACCCUGCUGGGCCCCAUGCUCCAUGAGGACAGAAGCUGUUCGAGACCUUGCCCUUAUGUAUCUUUUCAUCUGGCUUUUGAUUUGUAUCCUUCAGUAUCCUUUGUAAUAAAUCAGUAGUCUAGUGAGUAAAUGGGUUUUCUCGAGUUCAGUGAACCAUUCUAGUAGGUUAAUUGAACCACAGGAGAGGGUCAUGGGAACCUGUCAUUUAUAGCCUGUUGGUCAGAAGUGCAGGUAACAACCUGGACUUGUGAUUGGCAUCCUGAGUUGGAGGGGGUUGUUGGAACCCCCAGUUUGUAGCCUGUUGGUCGGAAGCACAGGGCUUGCAGCUAGCAUCUGAGGUGGAGAGUGGUCUUGUGGGACUGAGUCCUUUACCUGUGGAAUCUGGGUCUCUCUCCAGGUAAGUAGCAUCAGAAUUGAGCUGAAUUAUUAGACACCCCGCUGGCUGGCGUCUGAGAACUGCUCACUGAUGUGGGGAAGCCUCCACACUCACGUUGCAAUGGGUCCGGGAACACUUAGUAUGUAUCUGUUGAAAUAGAGACAUGGCUUAUUUCCUUUAAUCUAUAAAUAUUGUGAGUAGCAUAAUGAAUUUUCUGAUAUUAAUUUAUUGUUGAUUUUCUGUAUAUACCCUGCUUGCUGAUGAGUUGCUUUGUAUAUAUGUUGACUGGGGUCUUUCUGCUAGUACUUAUUUAUUUCUAUAUCACAAUUAUGUGAGCCUGUAAUUUCCUUUUCCUGUGUUCCUAUCCAAUUUUGGUUUUUGGUUUUAACCUCACAAAAAGAAUGGGACACAUUCCUGCUCCUUUUUUCUUUGCUUAACGUUUUUCUCCCUGUAAUUUAUAUAGGAAAAAUUACCUGUUAUUUGUGGGGGGAUUUUUGUGUGAAGAUUUGAGCGUCAAAUCAGUAGAUCUCUGCUGUGUUUUUCUCUCACCAUGUGUCUUUCAAAGAACAUAAGUACUUAAUUGAUCAAGUUUUCAAAGUUUUUAAUCUUUUUCUUUUGCUAGUUAUGCUUUUUUGGUCGUAUGUAAAAAAAUCUUCCUCUAAACCAAGGUCACAAAGAUUUCCUUUCAUAUUUUUAUGUUUUAUAAUUACAGGUCUGUCAUCAUUUUGAGUUAAUUUCUUAUUUGUGGUAUGAGUUAUAGAUCAAGAUUGUUUAUUUAAUUUUGCUUGUGUAUGUCUGAUAGUUCCAACAACAUUUGUAGGAAAGAACAUACCUUCUCCACUGAACUGCAUUGGCACCUCUGCUGGGAACUAUUUGACUUUGUGUUGUUUGUAGUUGUUUCUGGAGUCAGUAUUCUCUUCUGUUGAUCUAUGUCAGUCCUUUUGCUAAUACCAUACUGCCUUGCUUACUGUUCCUUUAAAAUAAAUAUUGAAAUCAGUAAUGUGAAUCUCCAAACCUUGUUCUUUUUCCAUAAUUGUGUUGGAUAUUCUAAGUCCUUUCCCUCUUCAUAUAAGUUUUAGAAUCCACUUUUCUGUCUUCAGAUUGAGCUCUGAUUUUGUGUGUGAUCGCAAUGACUCUGUACAUCAAUUUUAGACCUCCUUUUUGUGUUCCAAAAUCAUGCAACCAGCAGUGAAGUGUAUAGUUCCAUGUGUAUGUUCACAGAUACUUUGAAUGCAAAUGAAGAACGUUUGCCCGUUACCUUACUUUUGUUCUUCUAAUCUCGGUGUGUGGCUGAGUUAGAAAACCCAGUAGUCUUCCUUCCUGUAUGUCUCCUUUACUGUUCAUGCAGAAUACUUCUGACACUUCUGAUCACCAAAAGUGUGGGUUUUUGCCCCCACCAAGCAAUUCUCUGCAACACCAGCUAGGUGUCCUACAAUUUAGCUCAAUUCUGACACCAUCUACCUGGAGAUAGCAUCAGAUCCCAUAGGUUAAGGGCUCAGACUCACGAUACUGCUCCUACUCCACUUCAGAUGCCAGUUGCAAGUCCAAGUUGUCCUGUGAUUCUGACAUAUAAAUCUUUUUAUGACUGUAAAUCUAAGGUUCCCAUGACUCCCUCCUUGGGUUCGAUUAAUUGUUAGAGCGGCUCACAGAGCUCAGGGAAACACUUAAGUUUACCAGUUUAGUAAAGGAUAUGAUACAGGAUACAGAUGGACAACCAGAUGAAGAGAUAUAUAGAGAGAGGUCUGGGAGGGUCCCAAGUGCAGGACUUCUGUCCCCAUGGAGUUGGGUGCAUUGCCCACCUGAUAGACAGUUGUGUUCACCAACCUGGAAGCUCUUCAAAUCCCGUACUUUUGGGAUUUUUAUGAAGGAUUCAUCACAUGGGCAUGAUCAGUGAUUAACUCUAUUUCAGACUCCUCUCUCCUCUCUAGAAAAGCCAGGGCAGGGCUAAAAAUUCCAAGCUUCUAAUUAUGGCUUGGUAUUUUGGUGACCAGCCCCCAUUCAGGAGCCUAUCAGAAUUGGCUCACUAGAACAGAAGAGGCAGUUAGUGCUCUUAUCACUUAGGAAUUUACAAGGGUUUUAGGAGCUCUAGUCAGGAACUAGGGGCAGAGACCUAUGUGUAUAUAUAUAUGUGUAUAUAUAGAUAUAUAUAUAUUUUUUCUAUUAUCUCACAGUGGCAUCACUAUUUACCCAGUUGCUCAUGCAGCUUCUCUCGAUACAGCUGUACAAAAAAAUAAUGAUUGAAAUUUUGUUCCUUUCUCUUAUAAGGGAUCAGUUUCCCGUUCUUCAUCCCCAUUGCUUUACUUUAAUGUAGGUUGUCUCAUUUUUUUCUUUUUUUGAUUCAGUUUAUUUAAACUAAAAAUACCCAAAAUAGUUCACCCAUUCCUCCCUGCCACCUUGCCUCUGGUAGCCACCAAUCCGUUCUCUAUCUCUAUAAGCUUAGUUUUUUUUGUUUUAGAUUCCACAUAUAAGAGAGAUCAUACAAUAUUUGUCUUUCUCUGUCUGACUGACUUCAGUUGGCACAGGGUCCUCGAGGUCCUUAAAUUGGUCUCUUCUGUUUUGCUGCAUAAGACUUCCUCCGCUCUUCUUCCAGAGCAUUGCUUCUGAAAGACAAGUCUGAUCAUGUGUACUGCCUCCAGGGUUUACAGAUAUCUCUUCAUUGAUUCCCCCUUGUCCCAGCAGAGAACUCCAAAUGGGUGUAUGUACCCUAGAAAGCGUUCAGAACAGUCCAUUGGAGUACAGGCAUUAGUGUCAUUCAAGGAUGUGACUGUGGAGUUCAACCAGGAGGAGUGGCGGCACCUGGGCCCUGCUCAGAGGGCCCUGUACAGAGAUGUGAUGCUGGAGAACUACAGCCACCUCGUCUCCGUGGGGUAUUGCUUUAUAAAACCAGAAGUGAUUUUCAAGUUGGAGCAAGGAGAAGACCCAUGGUUAUUAGAGGACGAAUUUCCAAACAGGAGUUAUCAAGAAGACCGUCGACUUGAUCUUUUAGAGAAGAGCCAGGAAAACCAAGACAAAGAUUUCUGUCAAGUUUUAUUCAGCAACAACAAAACAUUGACUACACAGCAAGAGAAAGUUUCAGAAAGACCAUUUAAUCUGGGCACAGACAUUUUUCCUUCAAGAAAAAUACCUUGUAAAUGUGACACUGUGGGGCCUACAUACUUGAAUCUUUACCCAUUGGCACCACAUAAUUACUCAAAAAAGAAGGCUGAUGAGUUUAAUGCAUCUCAUUUCAAUACUAGAAAUGAGAGAACCAGUAUUGGAGAGAGAUCUUUUGAUUACAGUCAAAAUUUGCAAGGUUUUAGUUAUGUUGAGGAACUUACUCAACAUCACACUUUUCAGACUUUGGGGCAAUCGUUUGAAUAUAAUGAACAUGGUAAUGCUUUCCAUGGCAAGGCUGCUUUCAUUACAUGUAAGAGUGCCCACACAAAGGCAAGAUCUUACUAUAAAUUUGGAAAAAACCCAUGUGAUAAAUCAGCGUUUAUUGUCUCCCCCAGUAUUCACACAGAGAAGAAUCACUCUGAAUUUAUUGAAGAUGAAUGUAGUAAAAUUGGAAACAAUUUCAAUAGGGUUACUCAACUUCAGAGAACUGAUACAGGAGAGAAAACUUUUGGUCAAAAAGCACAUUUCAGAGAGUAUCAGAGAACUCACACAGGCGUGAAACCCCUUGAAUAUGGAAAAAACGUCAGCCACAAUUCAGCCAUUAUAAUACAACAGAGAACUCACACACAAGAGACAUCUUGUGAUAACACAUGUAGAGGAACUUUCAGUUCUCAGUCAGCCUUCAGUACCGAUCAGAAAACUCAUGAAAGAGAAAAGCACUAUGAAUGUAAUGACUGUCAAAAAUGCUUCUCCAGGAGAGCAUCCCUCAUUAUACAUCAAAGAACUCACACAACUGAGAAAACCUAUGAAUGUAAUGAAUGUGGGACAGCUUUUCCCUGGAAAUCAUCUCUAACCAUCCAUCAGAAAACACACGUGAAGAAGAAACCCUAUGAAUGCAGUGAGUGUGGUAAGACUUUCAGGCAGAAGUCAAGCCUUGGAGUGCAUCAGAAAAAUCACACAGGGGAGAAACCCUAUGAAUGUAAUGAAUGUGGGAGAGGCUUCACUUACAUGUCACAUCUCAGAGCACAUCGGAGAAUUCACACAGGCGAGAAACCCUAUGAAUGUAAUGAAUGUGGGAGAGCUUUCACCUACAUGUCACACCUCAGAGGACAUCAGAGAAGUCACACAGGUGAGAAACCCUAUGAAUGUAGUGAAUGUGGGAGAGCUUUCACCUACAUGUCACACCUCAGAGGACAUCAGAGAAUUCACACAGGGGAGAAACCCUAUGAAUGUAAUGAGUGUGGUAAAACUUUCAGCCAGAAGUCAAGCCUUGGAAUACAUCAGAGAAGUCACACAGGCGAGAAACCCUAUGAAUGUAAUGAAUGUGGGCGAGCUUUCACGUACAUGUCACACCUCAGAGGACAUCAGAGAAUUCACACAGGCGAGAAACCCUAUGAAUGUCUUGAAUGUGGGAAAACUUUCCUCUGGAAGUCAAUCUUGAGAAUACAUUGGAGAAGUCACACAGGGGAGAAGCCUUAUGAAUGUAAUGAAUGUGGGAGAGCUUUCACCUACAUAUCACACCUUAGAAUACAUCAGAGAAGUCACACAGGCGAGAAACCCUAUGAAUGUAAUGAAUGUGGGAAAACUUUCAGCCAGAAGUCAGACCUUAGAAAACAUCAGAAAACUCACACAAUGGAGAAACCCUAUGAAUGUAACUAAUGUGGAAAAGCUUUCCUUUGCAAUUUAACUCUCCAAACUAAACUUACGAGGCAAUUCACACAGGAUAGUGUAAUGAAGCACAUUUUUGGCAAUGAGUCUCACCCUUUGAAACAGAAAACUCACAAAGGGGAGAAAUCCUAUAAGUGUAGUAAUGUGGGAAAAUUUUCAGAGGGUUGUCGGAUGUAAAAAGCCAAGGGGAGGAAAAACAACUUUUUCCACUGCUCUCUUAGGUUUAGUGGCUGAUGCCAUGCAAGUUGAAAGACAUUAACAGGAGAAAAAGAUCUAUUUCAUGUGAAUAUGGAGGGGCCUCACCCAAAUGAAAUGAAAACCCCAAAGAGGUGGUCAGACCUCCAGGCCUUCAUUCCAUUUUUAACAAAAGGGAAAUACAUUUGCAGAGAAGUGACUAGCCGGAGGAAAAGGGUUUUGAGCUUCCAGAGGUGGUAAAUUCUGAGAAGGUAAGUAUGUGGGGAACCAAUGGAAGAUAAGGAUUAUUUCAGUAAGAUUUGUUUGUGCAGAUAUUAGUUGGUGCCAUCUUCAAUGAUAGGAGUUGUCUCCUCUUUCUCAUAUUGGGAGAUGGGAUGGGGAAAACUUCACAAAGGGGGGAUUUAUGCCGUGCCUUUCGACAGAUGGGGGAGGGUGGAGUGAUUUUUCUGUGUCUACUGUUUUUCAGUUGCUUUCAGCUCAAGAUAAUCCUUAAGCCAAAGUGGCAUAUUUUGGGUUGCCAUAUUGCUUGCUUUCAUCACACACAGGAGAAACCUUAUAAAUGUGAUAGAUGUCGGGAAGAUUUUCACCAGAAGUGAAACCUCAAAACAUCAGAAAACUCACAGGGAAUUAAACAUGAAACAUAUGAAUGUAAUAAAUAUGAAAAUACUUUCAUCCAUACAUCAAAUCUUGCAUUAAAUCUGAUAGCUUACAGGUAAACAGCCUUGUAAAUGUCAGGGAUCUUGGAGUAUGUUCAGUGAGAAAUCAAAACUUUGAGAACAUCAGAGGGUUCACAGGGGAGAUACAUGAAGAUGAUGAAUGCAGGGAAACUUUCAGCCACAAGUCAGGGCUAAGAAAAGAUCGCAGAACUCAGAGAAAGAGCUGAAACUCUGUUAAGCUAAUGAAUGUGGAAGUUCCUCACUAAACAUAAGAGAAAUGUCUUAGUCUGUUCAGGCUGUUACAACAGGAAUACCAUAGACUGUGGCUUAAAUAACACAUUUCUCACAGUUCUGGAAACUGGAAAGUCCAAGAUCAGGGUACUGGCAGAUUCAGUGUCUGGUGUGGGUCAACUUCGUGGUUCAUAGAUGGCCGUCUUCUUGCUGUGUCCUCACAUGGAGUAAGGGAGCUCUUUGGAGGCUCUUUCAUAAGGGCACUAAUCCGUUCAUGGGAGACCUGCCCUCGUGACAUAAUCGCCUCCCAAAGGCCCCACCUCCAAAUACCAGCACAUUUGGGAUUAGGUUUCAACAUAUGCAUUUGGGGAAGACAUUCAGUCUUUAACAAGGGCUUACACUGGAAGGAAACCCUUGAAAUGUAUGUGGACAGUCUUUCAGCCACUAAGGAUAGGUUUAUUCCUUACUGGACACCAUAGAAUUUUCUGGGACAAGAAAGACUGCAAAGGUAAUGAAUAUAGGAAAUAUUCUGUAUGAACGCAACCCUAAGUAAACUCCCACUGGAGAAACAUUGAGAAAGUUGUGAAAAUGUGAAAGCUUUCUGUCAAAGAUUGAAUCUCAUUGAAUAGAGAAUUCACACAUAGUGAAGAAAAUCUAGAAUGUGAUUUGUGAUAACUUCAGCCAAAAGCCACUUUUCUCAGUACAGCAGAAAAUGCAUAGAGCAUUAGAGACCUCAUAGUGACCAGAUAGACCAGAUGAAAGAAAUCUUAAGGUAAUGGAUUUGGGAAAUCCUUCCAGAAGUCAACCCACAAAUACUGUGUUUGAGUAAUACAAUUUAAAAGAGACCCCUAUCUUACAUACUGCACAUUCUGCAGUAACUAUUUCCUUUGUCUCUAGGCGCACAAGUAGUCUAAAUUUCCCAGCCGCUUUCAUCCAAAUUAGGUAAAGUCACGAACUUCUAGGUAGUGGAAUUUGGGUGUUGGUGGUAAAACAAGUCCCACGGAAGACAUCUUCAUUCUCUAUGUUCUCUGCUGUCCCUUGUUGCUACACUGAAGAUGGAAGAGUACCACUGAAAGGAGUCAGGGUUCAAGAAUUACUGUGAAACAAUUUCCUUCUCUGUGACAGUGACUUGUAAGGAAGAAAAAAUCUUGUUCUCUGCUAAGCUGUUACAGGUUUGGGUCUACCUAUGAACUGACAUACUAGACAUCCCUCAGUUAACACAAGCUAUGAAUGUGACCUCUGAAAAGUGUCAAGCUGGUAUGUAUCAGAAAAGUCACAUGGGAGGAUCCUCUGACAACAUCCUGAAUGAUCAUUAGCUAUUGACCACAACUCUUCUUUAUUAUUAAUUACGUAAAUAACAGAAUUUGUCUGAUGUUUCCUUAUGAUUACAGUUAGGUUAUGAACUUUUUGUAGCAACACAAUAGAAGUGUUGAGGACUUCAUAAUACAUCAUACGAGGAAGCACAUGCUGUUAAUUGGUCCCAUUAAUAAUAUUAAAUUGGAUUAUUUGGCUAA
Equus quagga is the source of this 8782-nucleotide messenger RNA. RefSeq names its product zinc finger protein 782-like. The transcript is spliced from 7 exons. Gene Ontology annotation, molecular function: DNA-binding transcription repressor activity, RNA polymerase II-specific; RNA polymerase II cis-regulatory region sequence-specific DNA binding. The record is from RefSeq and is a predicted model, not a curated record. Lineage: Eukaryota; Metazoa; Chordata; Mammalia; Perissodactyla; Equidae. The coding region runs from base 4042 to 6177 and encodes 711 amino acids. Gene Ontology annotation, biological process: negative regulation of transcription by RNA polymerase II.